This is a messenger RNA of Cottoperca gobio, 2253 nucleotides long. It is a transcript of the gene dnajc11a, whose product is annotated as DnaJ (Hsp40) homolog, subfamily C, member 11a. Gene Ontology annotation, biological process: cristae formation. Lineage: Eukaryota; Metazoa; Chordata; Actinopteri; Perciformes; Bovichtidae. The transcript is spliced from 16 exons. Bases 73 to 1752 code for a protein of 559 amino acids. The record is from RefSeq and is a predicted model, not a curated record.
GGGGCGACAGAGUGCGCAGAGAAGUCUUUGAGCGACGUAAAUGACACGAAGAAGAGAUGACCGGGUGUAAACAUGGCGUCUGCCUUGGACGAUGAUGAGAUCCUUAACGAUGAUUACUAUUCCCUGCUUAAUGUUAGAAGAGAGGCAACACAGGACGAGCUGAAGGCGGCAUACAGGCGAUUAUGCAUGCUGUAUCACCCAGACAAACACAGGGACCCUGAACUAAAGACUCAAGCAGAACAGCUUUUUAACCUCGUACAUGAAGCUUAUCAAGUGCUCCGUGAACCUCAGGCACGAGCCAUCUAUGACAUCUAUGGCAAGAGAGGACUCGAUGUGGAAGGGUGGGAGGUGAUGGAAAGAAAAAGAACCCCUGCAGAGAUUCGAGAAGAGUAUGAGCGUCUUCAGAAAGAGCGAGAGGAGAGAAGGCUUCAGCAAAGGACCAACCCAAAGGGAACGAUCAGUGUGGGUAUUGAUGCCACGGACAUCUUUGACCAGUAUGAGGAGGACUAUGAGGAUGCGUCUGCAGGGGGAGUCCCACAUGUGGAAAUCAACAAGAUGCACAUAUCACAAUCCAUAGAGGCUCCUCUCACCACAAAAGACACAGCCAUUCUGUCUGGCUCCUUGUCAACCCACAAUGGAAAUGGAGGUGGCACCGUUAACUUGGCCUUAAGAAGAGUCACCUCAGCCAAGGGGUGGGGAGAGGUAGAGCUUGGCGCUGGAGACACACAUGGACCUCUCUUAGGAAUGAAGAUUUUCCGAAACUUGACGCCUCGAUUCUUUGUGACCGCACAGUGUGGGCUCCAGUUUUCAACCAGAGGCGUGCGUCCUGGGGUAACCACGGUGCUGGCCCGUCACCUAGACAAGAACACUAUGGGCUAUCUGCAGUGGCGCUGGGGCAUCCAGUCCUCUAUGAACACCAGCAUCGUCAGGGACACCAAGAGCAGCCAUUUCACCUUCGCAAUGCAGCUUGGCAUUCCUCACACUUUCGUGAUGAUGAGCUACCAGUACAAGUUCCAGGACGAUGACCAGACGAAGAUUAAGGGCUCAGUAAAAUCAGGUUUCUUUGGGACCGUGGUAGAGUACGGUGCCGAGAGGAAGAUCAGUCGACACAGUGUCCUGGGGGCCACAGUGAGCGUGGGAGUGCCCCAAGGUGUCUCUCUCAAAAUCAAACUGAACAGAGCCAGCCAGACGUAUUUCUUCCCUAUUCACCUGACUGACCAACUCCUGCCAAGUGCUGUAUUUUACGCCACAGUUGGACCACUUGUUUUCUACCUCGCAAUCCAGCAGCUUAUUAUUCGGCCCUACGUGCGGGCCCAGAAGGAACAAGACUUGGAGAAGCAGCAGGAGAGCUCGGCCUCUAAUAUAGCCAGGAAGAAACAGGAGGCGGAGGCUGCUAUCAUGCUCAUGCAGGAGUCCGUGCGCAGGAUUAUUGAAACUGAGGAGUCAAGACUGGGUCUCAUCGUCCUCAACGCUUGGUACGGCAAGUUUGUGACAGACAACAGCAGAAAACACGAGAAGGCAAAGGUCAUCGAUGUGACUGUGCCGCUGCAGUGUCUGGUGAAAGACUCGAAACUCAUCCUCACUGAAGCCACAAAGUCAGGACUCCCUGGUUUCUAUGACCCCUGUGUGGGGGAGGAGAAGAGCCUGAAGGUGCUGUAUCAGUUCCGCGGAGUCAUGCAUCAAGUCCUGUCAGGAGACACCGAACCACUCAGGAUACCAAAGCAAUCUCACAGGAUCGACGCAGACACAUAGGAGCUCCUCGGCCGACCAAAAAGACUCAUCUCUCAGCCGUUUGACAGAAGAUGGAUAAACCUGUUUUAGAUACGACAUGGAUUGAAGUCCUUGUUACGCAGAAAUCGUGCAUUUACCCCUUUUUUUCUUUAUAUUCAUUUAAAUAUGCAGAGCGGAGUAAAAGCAUCACAGACUGGAUUGAUCAUAAUUCAGGAUCCAUGGACAGGGUUGUAGCCUGCUAGAAAUUCUAAUGUGACACCAAAAUCAAUGGCUACCAUCUCUUGUCCCAGGUCUUCUCGCCUCCUUGGUAUCCAUUUAUUUUUGGUAUGGCUUGUAAUUUAUGUUCCAUGUACUGUAUUGUACACAAACUGCAGUGCCUCUGUGAUUGACGACAUGAAUGCACCUCUGUUUAUUUGCCAUAUUAUUAAAACCAGUCUCUCUCAUGUUGGUUAACCAUUUUGGUAAUUUUUCCAACAAGAAAAAUGUUUUUUUUUGUAAAGCUCAUAAAAGGGAAAUGUUUUA